Messenger RNA from Priceomyces carsonii, 1500 nucleotides. RefSeq names its product Ran guanyl-nucleotide exchange factor. Lineage: Eukaryota; Fungi; Ascomycota; Pichiomycetes; Serinales; Debaryomycetaceae. The record is from RefSeq and is a predicted model, not a curated record. Gene Ontology annotation, molecular function: guanyl-nucleotide exchange factor activity. Gene Ontology annotation, cellular component: cytoplasm. The coding region runs from base 1 to 1500 and encodes 499 amino acids. The transcript has a single exon.
AUGGUUGCAUUGGAGAGGAAACGUAAGGUUUCUAAUAACCGUGAAAAUGGGGUUAAGAAAUUGAAAUCGAAGGCUGCGACCUCAUCCUUUAUUUUACAUUCAUAUUCGAAAUUGCCUGAUAUCAAUGGUACUCCAACAGUGAGGACUGUUCCACUCGAUAUCUUUGUCUGGGGUACCGGAUCGAUGUGUGAGCUAGGACUUGGGCCCUCGGCGAGCACAAAGGAAGUAAAGAGGCCAAGGUUAAACAAAUUCCUCACAAGCGAAUUUUUGAAUGGCCACCAUAUAGUUGAUUUUGCUGUUGGGGGAAUGCAUACCCUCGCCUUAGAUUCUGCAAAUAAUGUUUGGUCAUGGGGAGGAAAUGAUAGUGGAGUCUUGGGUAGAAAUACCUCAAACGCCAAAGAAGGAUUAAAAGAUAUCGAUGCUAAUGAAUCUGAAGAUGAUGAAGAUGGUGAUUUGAACGAAGCAGAAUCGACCCCAGGAAAAGUUGAAGGUUUGUCUAAUAUCAAGGGAUCAAAAAUUGUUCAGUUGACUGCCACAGAUAACUUGAGUGCCGUGUUAUAUGAUAAUGGAGAUGUAUAUGCUUGGGGUUGUUUUCGUUGCAAUGAGGGUUUGUUAGGCUUCUUGAGAGAUGAAAUAAAAUUACAAAAAACUCCUUUAAAAAUCACCCAGUUGCAAAAUAUCAUCCAGCUUGCAGGUGGGAAGGACCACAUCUUGGCAUUAGAUAAGAAGGGAAUUGUUUUUGCAUGGGGAAAUGGACAGCAGUUUCAAUUGGGCAGACGCAUAUUAGAAAGGCAUAGAUAUCGGGCCCUUGAGCCACAGCAAUUUGGCUUGUAUAAUAUAAAAUAUAUAGCUAGCGGUGAUUUUCAUUGUUUUGCGAUCGAUCAUGCUGAUAAUGUGUAUGCGUGGGGAUUGAACCAGUAUGGCCAGUGUGCCUUAACAGAUUCCAAUGGUGAAUUAGAGGACGGUUCUUUAAUAACUAAACCCACUAAGAUUUCGAUUUUGUCCCAAAAAGAUAUUACACAGAUUGCAGCUGGAGAGCACCACACUUUGGCACUCACUAAAUCUGGUGAAGUAUUAGCUUGGGGUAGGUAUGACAUGAAAGAGGUUGGAAUCGCAAAAAACAAACUACCGGAAGGUACGUAUAAGGAUGCCCAUGGAAAUCCAAGGUCUGUUCCGGUUCCGACGAAACUUCAAUUUGGAUCAAAAGAAGACAACGGUGUAAAAAUGAAAGCAAUUGGAGCAGGAUCACAUCACUCAUUUGCAGUUACAGAUGAUGGAAUGGUCUAUGCAUGGGGAUUUGGUGACACAUAUGCGCCAGGAUUAGGUCCCUUGGAUGAUGAUGUGGAAACACCCACCAGAAUAGUCAAUACAGCCACCAAAAAUUACGACAUUGAGUUGAUAGGUGCAGGGGGUCAAUUUUCUGUUAGUGGAGGUGUUAAAAUUCUUGACGAAGAUAAGUGGGAAGAUAGACUUGAAAAGUACGAUGAAAUAGACAGCUAA